AUGAUUAUAAUAUCCAUAAAUGUGUGGGUGAGCACUUGGAGCACCUGGGGGAUGAGGUGGUGCACGCGAGUUGCUGAAGACGACGUCCAAGAGCUGAAGGUGGUGGACGCGACGCGACCGACGCCAGAAUGGGCCAUCACCAACACCCUUCUCAAUUUUAUAGACGGUGUCUGGUUCAAAGAGGGGGCAAAAUACUUUUUAUUCCAUCCACAGCGGAGUCAGUCUCUCAUCUGCAAGUCGAAUAACACACCUAAUUAUCAAGUUAAUAUGGCUAUUCUGUAUGGACGGUGGAAAGAGGCUUAG
Molecule: messenger RNA, 303 nt
Organism: Brassicogethes aeneus
Lineage: Eukaryota; Metazoa; Arthropoda; Insecta; Coleoptera; Nitidulidae
Source: the annotation of a GenBank genome assembly